AUGAGGGAACAUGAUACUCGCCAACGUAUCGCAAGUGAGCCCUCUUCAAAUGUUUCUCUAGAGAUCGCCUCCGUCUGCAUAUUCCACUACCUUAACUCACGCCCCUCCAGUUUUACUCAUUUCUAUGACAAUCCUUCACAUUGUCCCAACUCUACCGUCAGAGACAUCGACCAUUCCUCCCCUCGUUCCGCAUUCGUUGUCUCUCCCGAGACACAUACUGCUGAAAGUGGUUAUCCCUCACAUGGCCGACCCUCAGCCCCUGCAUAUAUGAGGAAAUCUUCCCGCUUGCCCAUCAAGAAGAAGCAUUACGCCACCGAUCCGCAUGCAUGCUCUGCUUCUAAACUUCCCCAGACUGCUUCUUUGACUUCAGAUUUUCAUGCUACCGAAGCAUACUUGAAACCUUCUCCUUCCAUA
Messenger RNA from Protopolystoma xenopodis, 414 nucleotides. The record is from the annotation of a GenBank genome assembly. NCBI's taxonomy places the organism in Eukaryota, Metazoa, Platyhelminthes, Monogenea, Polystomatidea, Polystomatidae.